Messenger RNA from Ruditapes philippinarum (Manila clam), 4005 nucleotides. RefSeq lists its product as uncharacterized. The transcript is spliced from 22 exons. Gene Ontology annotation, molecular function: RNA polymerase II cis-regulatory region sequence-specific DNA binding; DNA-binding transcription factor activity, RNA polymerase II-specific. Gene Ontology annotation, biological process: regulation of cell population proliferation; defense response; cell surface receptor signaling pathway via JAK-STAT. NCBI's taxonomy places the organism in Eukaryota, Metazoa, Mollusca, Bivalvia, Venerida, Veneridae. Bases 171 to 3617 code for a protein of 1148 amino acids. The record is from RefSeq and is a predicted model, not a curated record.
AUUGUCGAUAUGAAAAUGCGCAUGUUAUUUAACAUAAGUUAAUUAGGUAGACUCUGCACUUAUAUUUGAUGGAUUGAUCUAAAGCGUAAAUUUUGAAAUUUAGCAGAAAAUGAAUUAUAUUAAGAUUGGGUACUUAAAACAUUAACAUUGUCUAAAUAACAUAGCAAAUUAUGGAUGAAGUUGAAGAAUUCUCAGAAAGCAUUCAUCAAUAUGUUUGUGAAAAUGACCCGGCAGAUCCCGAAAUCAAGAGCUUGGGCGAGGAAUGGACAAAGUUAUGUGAGGAUAUGAAAAUCAGUCUGCUGUAUGUUAGAUCAAAGAUGGAUGGCUGGUUUAUGGAGGUAUAUAGGUCAAGGAAUGAUCUGUUAAAUGUACUGGAGGACGAAACCACGGGAAGAUGUCAGACAAGAAAAGAUGAACUGUAUUGGAAAUUCUUUCACGAUUUCGAAACAACUAUUCAACAUUCUGCAGAAGUACUUAUUAAAAUACAAAUGACUGCAGUCAAGGAAAAAAUAAAGUCAGAUUAUGGUAACCGCCCGGGCGAUUGGGUUGACCUGGCUGUGACAUGUGUAGAGAAGGAAUUGGAGCUUCUCAAAAAAUACAAGAUGGCACGAAUCCAGACCGAGAAGAAGCAAGAAGCUAUACUUAAAGUUGAACAGGAUAUUCAGACGGCUGAUCGAAUACGAACGAAAAUAAAUGAUUAUUUAAAAAUGGUGAAAAGUAAAGUUUCUGAUAUACAAGAGUUGUACGAGCAAAAGGAUGAGAAAGCGGAACUCUUUACAGCGCGACAAGCAAUACCAUCCCGUCAAAUUGGAAAUAUACCUAGGUCUCAAUACUUUAAAUCACAGCUCGACCAAAUCACCGUCAAAAUCGACGCUGCCAAGGCAGAAUUACGACCAAUGCAGAAGGAAAUUUUAGGAAAUUUUACAGAUCUUUGCAGUGUGUUGGAUGAACUUGUUAAAAAUUUAAAAACAAAGGUAAAAGAGUGGCAACGAGAGUUUCUGUUUAACUAUGCUGAAUUAGAGGCGACGCCAGACUUAGUUAAAAUAGCACCAUGGUGCUCGCAGACCGGAAAGAUAAUUCAUGACAUUUUGCAUGGAAGCCUUGUUAGCUGGCAAAACACGUGUAACAGUGCCCCAAAUGACACAUUUGAAAAUCUUAAUGGAAGCUUUCAAACAUAUACAUCGUUUUUCCAAAAUAUGUUGACAGAUUUUAUAAAAAGCACUUUCGUUGUUACGGAGCAAGGAAAUUUCUUCAUCAAAACUGGAAACAAACGUUUUCCGAAGUUUUCUGUCAGAAUAUUAGCGGCUGACAUGUUCAGUAAACACUCAGAAGAAACAACUGCACGCUUUAUAUCUGAAGAUGACCUUAGUGACUGUUGGGAUGGCAAUAACCUUGACCUUAGAAAAGUUGAAAAAAACGAGAGGAAACUGAAAGCUAAUAAAGUUAAGUUUUCGGCGGAGAAUGGAAAAGAUAAAAUGGAAUGUUGUUUUCCCAAUUUGCAAUUUGCUCAGGGAUUUAAAAGGACAAAUAAAGAGGCAAACAGACAAGUCCACGAGGAGAAGUACCGUGUAGUAUUUGUGACUAACAUAGAAUCUGUAACCUGUUGGACAUUAUCGCUUCCAUUGGUUGUAACGACUGCAUCUAACCAAGAAGCACAUAGCCUGGCCUCAAUUAUGUGGCAGUGUUAUUCUUCAACAGACGUUUUCUCUCCGGUAAAUGAUAUGCCAGAGGAGCUACCUUGGUCUACGGUCGCGGAGAUGUUGCAGAAGAAGAUGGCAAGACUGUCUACAAAACACAGGCUAUGUCAAGAAAAUAUUACUCACCUGAAAAAUAGACUUUUUGGCAAAGACAGUGAGAGCAUACCAGAUGAAAAGCCUGUAGAUCUCACAAAAUUUUGUUGGUUAUCCAUGGAGGAUACAGAAUUUUCAUUUUGGAAAUGGUUCCUUGGCGUUUAUAAUCUCAUAGAGCAGUAUCUUCCACAGUUUUGGCAUGACGGCUUGAUCAUGGGUUUUGUGAACAAGGACAGAGCUGAACAAUUGUUAGAAGAAGGAAAGUUUGCGGCAGGAACAUUUAUACUUCGUUUUUCCGACAAACAUUUCACAAACAGUGAUGGAAGGAAAAGUGUUUAUGGUCGCCUUACAUCAUGUGUUGCCGUGUUGAAAGAAAGCAAAGGUUUGAAACGAAACAGUUCGAGUCAUCAACACGAUAAUAAAAAGCUUGUUUUUGAACAUGUUGAUGUCGCUGACUUUAAGAAACUUGAAGGUGAAAUGAAGAAACAAGAUUCAGAGGAUGGUGCGAAGAACAAUCUUGCUAAUAUUCUGAAGGAAACGUGGAUCAAAUGUCGAGAGAAACAAAAUCAAAUCCAGAUGUACCGUUUUUUGUACCCGAGCAGGAAAUCAAGGGAAGAACUUUUCGAUAAAUACUGCGAAGAAGGUACAACUGUUUCCGGAUACAAACACACGAGAGAAGCUUAUAUUGCUAUACUUGAACAGGCCAUGACGAAGAUCAGCCAAACCAGACUAGAUGACCCGUCCACUCAGCCUCUUGCGGACAGGAACAUGAAAUUUGAUGCAGCGAAUCCGAAAAAGCCAAGACGUAGAGAUUCUGAAACUAAAAGGAAACGGUCAUCCAGACAAAACAGCAGCUGUCAGUCAAAUAUUUCUUCACCACAUGUAAGCCCAUUCCAUGAACAGAGUCCACAUAGUCAGUCCCAUAGCCCAAUGUCUUCUCACAUGAGCCCAGUGUACCCGGCCCAAUCACCGUAUCCAGUCUCAAGUCCAGCGCAGUCGGUUCCAAGUCCGGCCUUUACAAUGCAGAGGCAAUUUUUACAAGAAAGUGAAAUCAGCGGGUCAUGUACAGACGACAAAUCUCGACUACCAACCUUCCUAAAAGAAGAAUGUCAUAUUUCGUCCUCUUCUUUGAAUGACAAUGAUAAUCAUUGUGCUACAUCGGGAAGAAUAUGUGUAGAUAAGGAACAAUUUCAACAGUUUGACGCCAUGGAAAUAACUGUUGAACAUGAAAGUAUAGACGUUUAUCCAGUCGGUUUCGAUUUGUUAUCUCCAAAUGUAGGAAGUGAGUUUACAACGGCAACGACAGAAAGAAAUAUAUCAGCUGGGGCAGCAGAUAAUAUGAUAUUCAUAGAAGAUUACGGUGGCGAAGAUAUUAUUUGCUCCCAAGAUAUCGACAGCCAAAACAAGCAAAUCAAACCCCAUGUGACGGAGAACAUAACCUCUCCAAUUGUUUUAACUGUUAAAAAUACGGAUGGAAAACUUAGUUUAACUGGAGAAAACGGCAUCGGGCAGGUAAAUAGAAUAGUACCAACACGUAAUACAUUCAUAGACAUAAGCCGGCUAACACCUGAGCAGAUUAAACAGGUUAAUGAAUGGAUAAACAUUGGAGGCCAUCUUCAAACAGAUACCGGAAUGAAAUCGGAACAAACACCUGUAUCAUCCGGUAUGUGUGACAUACCUGUUUCCACAUCGUCGGGUAGUUCCGGAGAUUUGUAUGAUUAUAGUGCAAUGCAGUUAGCUAAUAUGGGAAGUGGAGAUAUUGAUCCCAAUUUUGCAAAAAGCAUUGUUGAACAAGACGCUGUACCAGAUGAGGCAUCAGAUGUAUAGUCAGUCGUUCGUGAUAACUAUGUAUCGACUUCAACACCGUGUUCCUAUAUACGUUUGUGUAAUGAUUUAUACAUCAUAUUUCAUGUUCAAUAUAUGAUCGUUCCUGAUAACCGUUUAUUGAUUGGUGAAUACAUCCAUGUUCAACGUGUUUGUUUGUGUUAACUAUAUAUUGAUUAACAUAACCGCAUUCAUUUCUUACACAUUAUUUUCGUUUGUGAUAACUGUAACUUGAUUUGUACAGCACAUACAUUUUUUCACUUAUGUUGGCUAUUAAACAAUAACUCGAUGACAAUCAUAUGCUGCUGUGCAUACUUGGCUGGUUUUUGCGUCUUAUGAAUAUAGGAAAAAAAUACAAUACCUUUUCAAAUGAAUUAAACGUGUCUUUAAA